Molecule: messenger RNA, 1865 nt
Organism: Solanum stenotomum
Lineage: Eukaryota; Viridiplantae; Streptophyta; Magnoliopsida; Solanales; Solanaceae
Product: ABC transporter G family member 9-like
Exons: 5
Coding region: 9-1850 (613 amino acids)
Cellular component (GO): membrane
Molecular function (GO): ATP binding; ATP hydrolysis activity; ABC-type transporter activity
Source: RefSeq, a predicted model, not a curated record
AAUUGGAAAUGGAGGAUAUACAAAUUACUCAGCUGGAAAGUGCAGCCAUCUUCAAGAAAACUAAUUUUCCUGUCACUCUCAAGUUUGAAAAUGUUGUGUACAAGAUUAAGCCCAAGUCUGAAGGGAUGUUUAACAAUUCCUCUAAAUCACAAGAAGAGAAAAUAAUCUUAAGAGGUAUAACCGGUAUAGUCUUCCCCGGUGAAAUGCUGGCCAUGUUAGGCCCCUCGGGCAGUGGUAAAACAACGUUGUUAACGGGGUUAGGAGGUCGUCUAAGUGGUCGUCUUGAAGGUACUAUAACUUAUAAUGGAAUGCCCUUCAAAAAUGCUAUGAAGCGUUACACCGGAUUUGUUACUCAAGACGAUGUUCUUUACCCUCAUCUAACUGUCACAGAAACACUAGUAUACACUGCCUUGCUUCGGUUGCCUAAAACCUUAUCACACAUGGAAAAAGUCGCGCAUGCUGAGGCUGUAAUUUCUCAAUUGGGAUUGACGAAAUGCAAGGAUAGUAUUAUUGGAGGUCCGUUAUUGAGAGGAAUUUCUGGAGGGGAAAGGAAAAGAGUUAGCAUUGGACAAGAAAUGCUUAUUAAUCCGAGCUUGUUGUUUUUGGAUGAACCAACAUCGGGCCUUGAUUCAACAACGGCUCAAAAGAUUGUGUCGACUCUAUGGGAGUUAGUGAAUGGUGGGAGAACGAUUGCGAUGACAAUACAUCAGCCUUCAAGUAGACUGUUUUACAUGUUCCACAAAGUUUUGUUAUUGUCUGAAGGAAAUCCCCUGUACUUUGGCAGAGGUGAAGAUGUUAUGGCAUAUUUUUCGAGCAUUGGAUUUUCACCCUCCGUUGCUAUGAAUCCCUCCGACUUCUUGUUAGAUCUUGCAAAUGGUGUUAUAGAUGAUCCACAAGAAGAUCAAGCAUCAAUCAAGCAGACUCUAGUAACUGCGUUCAAAACCAAUCUGUUGGAUGGAGUGAAGGAAGAACUGCAAAAAUAUGAUGAUAGCGCAGAUCAUGAAAAGUUACAAAAAGGGAAACUCGAUCGAUGGUCAAACACAUGGUGGAACGAAUCUGUUGUGUUGUUUAGAAGAGGAAUGAAAGAACGAAAACACGAUUCCUUCUCAUUCCUCAAGGUUGGACAGGUCCUUAUUGUAUCUAUAUUGUGUGCAAUGUUAUGGUGGAGAUCGUGUGACAUACAGGAUCAGACUGGGCUCAUGUUCUUUAUCACUUCAUUUUGGGGCUUCUAUCCUCUUUUCCAAGCUAUUUUCACGUUCCCACCAGAACGAAUGAUGUUGGAGAAGGAACGAUCCUCAGGUAUGUAUCGACUCUCUUCAUACUUCAUGUCAAGAAUUGUUGGUGACCUUCCAAUGGAGCUAGUACUUCCAACUGUUUUCGUCAUCAUAACUUACUGGACAACGGGCCUAAAACAAUCCCCAGUGAAUUUUUUCUCUACCUUGUUCACCGUCCUAUACGGUGUAUUAGUAGCACAAGGCCUUGGACUUGCAAUUGGCGCGAUGAUCAUGGAUCUCAAAUCAGCUACUGUACUCGCCUCAGUAAUCAUGCUAUCGUUCACUCUAGUCAGUGGAUUUUUCGUUCAGCAUGUUCCUAGCUUCAUUAGCUGGUUAAAAUACAUAUCGCUUAGCCAGUAUACGUUCAAGCUCUUGAUAGGGUCACAGUAUGAGGCAGAUGAAAUGUAUCAUUGUGGCAUAGUGGAUGCAACUUGUUACGUGCAUGACUUCCCCGCGAUAAAGUCUGUAGGGCUUGGAGGUAAAGCGAUAUCAGUCGUUGCAUUGACUAUAAUGCUUGUGGGAUAUAGGUUGUUGGCAUAUUUGGUACUUACAAGGAUUGGUGUGACAAAGAAAUAGAUGUUAGUGAUCGUC